Messenger RNA from Aspergillus clavatus NRRL 1, 1518 nucleotides. RefSeq lists its product as uncharacterized. The coding region runs from base 1 to 1518 and encodes 505 amino acids. NCBI's taxonomy places the organism in Eukaryota, Fungi, Ascomycota, Eurotiomycetes, Eurotiales, Aspergillaceae. The record is from RefSeq and is a predicted model, not a curated record. The transcript has 2 exons.
AUGGCCCUCGCCACAGCGCACUUCGAGCGAGAAUAUGAUCGAACAACGCAGCAGACUAUGCAUUUCUUAGAAGUUGACCGAGGCCGAAUAAAAGACAUGCAGCAGCUGCUCUUGCAGUUUGAAAACGAGAAUUUGCAGAUACAGCUAGAUCAGGCCAACCAAGAGCUGGUAAAAAAUCGAGAAACUGAAUCACAACUUCGUCUGCGGCUCAAUCACAGUCAGAAUGAAGUGGAUCGCUUAAACAAUACCCUGCAUGUCUCAUCAUAUGAGAUUGACAACCUGCGUAACGAGUUAGCAUCACUGAGCAACGCUGCCUCCGAGACCACUAAAAUGAUGGACGAGAAUGUUCGUCUUUCUAGAGAAUUGGCCAGUCUGCGUUCAGAAAUAGAACGUAUGAGACGGCAUGAUACUUCCCUCCAGAACAUUGUCGCCGAGAAACAGGCACUGACACGGCAGCUCAGCACGAUUGAAGAACAAUAUGAGAACGAAAAGCGCGCUCACGAACGCACUCAGUCUCGAGAGACACGCCAGGCAGAGGAGAUUGUGAUGCUGUCAUCGAAACUCGAGCAAAAAUGCAAGCAACUCGCAGAGCAAACAGAGGCGCUGGAGCUUCAGAGUCGCAGUGCACGUCAUCAAAUCCUUGAAAGUGAUGCUCAACGUGUUGCUCUGGAAGAGAAGCUUGUAAACUUAAAUCGGAAAUUACGACUAAUUAAAUAUCAAUCUCAAGAAGCUCAGAGUGAUUCUCACCAGCAGCGCCUCGCUUCGAAAACAACUGUGACCUCCGAGUCUCUUGCGAAACCUCGCGCUGCCCCACUCCAGCGAUCAGCCCCCCAGCUCAUUCCCGAAAUGACUAUUGCAACUCCGGGGGCCAUACAGCCUCGUAACAAGGGUAAACAACCGUCAGCGUUACCUGGCGACAAAUCAUCCUUCUCGAUCACACCGUUUCUGAAACGCGCAGGCGCGCUUCAGGAUACCCCGAGCAGCUCAGACGAUGAUCUAAAUGAACUGCGCACAGUCGCCGGGGGUGCACACACGCCAGAAAAAACCUUCGCCGAUAGAACGGGACUGGCUGAUAAUGCUGCUCUCGGGCGACAAGAGGAUGGCAGGAUGUCGUCAUCCGGCGAUGAACUGCGUCCUAUAAACAUCAAAAAGCCCGGCCGAAAGCAUUUCAAAACCAAGGCAACGAGAACAUUACCGAUAAAGCCACAGUCUCCUCAUUCGAGUGAUGAGAUCCUGACACAAGGCGUGAGUCUUUCUCUCGACCACGCUCCUGAAAUUCCCCAGAACAGGCCAAAGAAGCGCAAGUUGGCAUAUCAACGAGAUAAAAACCUGCUAGCAAUGGAUGAAGAUUUGGAUAUCCUUGAGGUUAGAAAACCAGGACGUAAGCUUGCUUUUGGAUCUGGACCCAAUCUUUCUGAUGGUUCACAGCUGGGUGCCCAGUCCAGUAUGCCGCAAACCCUUGGUUUUGGCCCUUCAACAGAAUUCUCGCCUCUGAAAAAGGAUCGAAAGAGGUUUUAG